Telopea speciosissima is the source of this 1075-nucleotide messenger RNA. RefSeq lists its product as uncharacterized. Gene Ontology annotation, molecular function: RNA binding. Gene Ontology annotation, biological process: chromosome segregation. Bases 32 to 1003 code for a protein of 323 amino acids. Gene Ontology annotation, cellular component: outer kinetochore. The record is from RefSeq and is a predicted model, not a curated record. NCBI's taxonomy places the organism in Eukaryota, Viridiplantae, Streptophyta, Magnoliopsida, Proteales, Proteaceae. The transcript has 9 exons.
GGCAAAAACUUGGAGAGAAAUUAAAUCAGUAAUGGCGGAGGACUCUGUCUCAGUCUUCUGCAAAGCCCUAUCCUCCUUCUGCAAACACCUUCAAACUAACUGCGAUGCUCUCAAGGAAUCCGUCGAAAGGCGACCCAUCCCUUUGGAUUCGGCAUCUUCAACCUUCAUACAAUCCCUCAACCGCCGAGUUUCGACUGCGAACAGUGAUCUCAACUUGCUUGAUUCAAUGGCGUUUGGCACUGUAUCGUUCGAAGAGCUCUUGGGUCACUGCAAUGAAGUUUUGAAGAAGAAUCAGAACGAUCUCACUGAACUCGAAGAUCGUCUUAAGAGCUUUGGAUAUGUACCUGUUGUGGAGGUUGAUGAUGAAGAUGAAGAUUCAGGGACGCCUUCUGGUUUAGACUCGAAAUUACAGAAGUUGCAGGAUGGAUUGGAACUACCCUCAAUCUCUCGUGGAGAAUUAUCUGCUGCGGGUUCUAUUAUGAAAAGGCUUGAAGAAGACCCUGUAUUUGAGGAAUCUUUAAGCUUACAGAAGCUUGGCCUUUCGGAUGUUUGUCUGGCCACUCUAGCAUCUGAAGCUAAUGAUAAGAAUGGUAUCCAAGAGAUGUCUAUGAGAAAUCCAAUUAAUAGGCUUUCUGGUAGGCCACAUGAAACAAAGCGGUGGUGUCAGGAUUACAAAAACAUAUUAGGGCAUGAGGGAGAUGACAUUAAAUCACUCGGAGGUGCUACUAAUACUCCAAUAAAUAUAGCAAAGGAUGGCUAUGAGAAUCUUCCUUCAUAUAUUAAAAGUCUAGCAUCAUGGGAGGAUCUGCAAGCAGCUGUGGAGAAAUUGAACUCAAUCCUGAGUAAAGAAGAGAAUUCCGUAGAACACAACUUAUUAUACCAAGACAAGCUUACAUCCUUGGGGUUCGGGCCCAAAGGGAGAACAUAUUUGCUGAUGCUCUUAAGGAUGAAUUGCUUAGUUGUUGAGCCUAUAGAUGGUUCAAUCAUGUAUCGUGUAUUGUAGUUGAUAUAUGCAUGUAAGACUUGUAGCUGGAACAGGAGGAAACAUUUGUACUGAUGGAAGCGAUUUUCUUGA